AUGUCUGUCAGCCACCUCGAUGCUAUCAAGAAGAAGUAUGGCUUUCAGACUUUGAAUGUUGCAACAUGGCGAGACCCGAAUUUAAGCGUACACCCGGCGAGAGGCGGACCUAAGGGACCCACGAUAUCACCAGACUUGGCUGCGAAGCCAUUCGAGCUGACAUACAAGGUCCGGAUCAAGCCCCCGCCGCCUCCUCCAGAGCCCACGGACGACGAGCAGUCAGGAGGCGACGAGGAGGCUAUUUCUGAGUCAGCAGCACCUGUCGAUUCGCCAAUUGAGCAAUCGCCACCAGAACCACAAGCGCCAAGUAACCAUCUCGAGAUUACUGACGCUGGACCACCUCCUGAAACGACGCCGGAGCCCACGGAGCAGAGUCCACCAGCGGAGACAGUGCCUGUGGAAAGUAUCCCACCCGAAAUAUCACCUGAAGCAGCGUUUCCAGCACCGGCCGAAGUGCUAGAUGAUCAGCUGGGUACGAACGAGGUAGCUGGCGGUGACAAUAUUGAUUCUGCUGCGCCGGUCGAUACCACGACGCCCAAUGAAGCUCCAGCGGUCGAUGAUAUUCAAGCCCCACCCCCUGCACCUGACCCUCCGCAAGUCGCAUUAGAUCCAGACGAAAUCGUCGAGAUUGUCGAGGGCACGCCGGGCAGUUUCCCCGCUGCCGAAGAAGAAACGCCACAACUUGAUGCCCCGAGCACACUGGAAGACACCAGUACACCCGAAGACUCGGCUAUCGAAGUUCCACCACCUGCGCCUGAGCCUCCUUCCGCCCCGACCGAGGAUCUUGGUCCAAACGAGGUUAUCACCGUCGAAGAGCCUGCUGCGCCUGGCGAGAAGAGUCCGAAAAUUGUGCAGUUCGCAACUGGCACCCCUGACCCCAAGCCAACCCACAGAAAGAAGAAGAUGGCGAAGGGAUCGAAGAACAAAAAGAAGAAGACGACUGUGGACGUGUCCGGUAAGGGAUCCCCCGAUGAUAUCGUUGCUAUCGAAGAGCCGGCGCCUGUGCAAACAGAGUCAAUAGUGGAGGUUCCUUUUGAGGUACCAGAUGCUGCUGGCGAAGCUAUGGAGCCCGCAAACGCUUCUGGAGAGCACAGUACGGUGGCGGAACCAAUCCUUGACGAGGUACCAAGUGCGGAAGAGCCGAUACCAGAACCACCGACGAUCGAGAAAAGUGUUGAUGCUCUUGAUCAAGCCGCCAUUGCGGAAAUUGUGGCACCCGUCAUCAUCGAGGAGGCUCCACCUGCAAAGGGGAAGUCGAAGAAGAAGAAAGGGUCCUCGAAAAGUACCAAGGAUGCACCAUUACUGCCACCAUCGGAAACUCUCCCAUUAGAGGAUCCUGUUGCUCUAGACGAUCCUGCCCCAGCAGAGGAUUCUACCCCUUCAGAGAAUCCACUCCCCUCAGAAGCCUCGGAGUCUAUCGCUGUCGAUGCCGCACCAGAAAUAGCUGCUCCCCCGUCAGAAAACCCAGAAUCCAUCAUCGUCGAGGCUUUGCCAGAACCAGCUGCUGUCGAAGUCCCGAAAGCAAAAUCGAAGGACAAAAAGAAAAAGAAGUCGAAAGGCAAGUCCAAGGGAGCGGAGUCACCACCAGUCAUUACCAUACCUGCUGGGCUAGGGAUCGACUUGAGCGACAUUCUGCCUGAUGAAACACCUUCGGAACCCUUCCUGGAUGAUCCUGCAGGCGAGGCCAAGGUAGAUGUGAGCUCAUCAGCCGAGGGAUUACCACAAACGGAGACCAUGGAGCUCAAGCAAGAAGAAGGCGAGGUCAUACAGCCUAUCGAGGAGUCAGAACCACCCGCAGCUGGGGACGAGCCGUCUUCCGCGGACCAGGGCUUGGCACUGUCUGGAUCGGUGGCCGAGGACAACCCUGCUGAGCCUAAAGCUGAGGCUACGACGAGCAACAAAAGCGAUGUCGAUACCCAUGCGGAUGAACCCGCGAGCCCUGAGCCUGAUGUGACGACCGACUCUGUUGAACAGCCCUCUGAGGCUGUCCAGGUUGUCGUUGACGAGGAGAGUCCCAACGACGCCACUAUGAGUGCCCCAUAUGAGGACGAGGGAGCUUUGUCUCCUGAUGAGGACGAGCACAUUGAGGAAAGCACUCGUUCAGACAGUGCUGUUGACGUUGACAGUUGGAAGGGCAGUGUAGACGACGUUGAUGUCGAUGGGCUGGAUGAGGGCACGGUAGCAGAUCAGCCGGACGAGUUGGACGCUUGGGAUGAACAACUAUCUGACAGCGAGUCCGAGGAAGGUUCGGUUGACGAAGCAGAGGUGGAGCUCGACGCUGCUGGUGACAGCAUUGAUUUGGCUGACGAAGAUGAUGAGUCUUCUCCAGGAAGUUUGCAGGAACCUGGUGCAAUCGUGGAGGAAACACUCGAGCAAGACGAUGAAACCGAAGCUAAACCUGAUGGAACUGUCGAGGUGUCCCUGGAAGAUGUAGCUGCACCUGAGCCGUUGAAGGUGGACCCUGAGGCUGAUCGACCGGAUGUUAUUGACGAAGUGUCGCCAGGGAUUGAUGACAAGCAGGUGGAGGAAGUCACUCCGGUACCCGACGCUGCUUUGGCUGAGGAGCCAGCAUUGGAUGAACCACAGCUCGAAGAAGAAUUUGCGGCUGAUUCAGGCAGCGACUCAGAGGACGAAGCGCCCGGCAGCGAUGGAGUACCUGAGGAGUCUGAAGUCAAGGAUCCCGCGGAAGCUGAGUCGAAUAAAGAUGACCCAGUGGAGGAAGUCCCGCCAGAGGAUGACCCCAAGGACGAUGCACCAGCGAGUAGUGAGGCCGCGGUCGAGGUUGCAGCAGAGGAAGCUCUGGACGAAGGCAGCAGGCUUGCUAGCGACGAGACCACCGAAGUUUUGGAUGACUCUGGCGAAGGCAAUGAUGCAGUCGGCGAGACAGUCGCUGAGGAAGUCACGGAGGGUAAUAACCCAGAUGAUAUCAUUAUCAGCGAUGAUGCCAAGGUACCCAAUGAGACGCCAGAACAAGCUCCCCAGCCAGACGACCAAGAGCAGGCUGCCGAACCACCGGUCGAAGGUACAUCAGCUGAGGUUGUCGAGGAGAGCACUCCUGACGUCGCAGUCAUUGCAGCGGAGAUCGAAGAUGCGCCUCUGGAGAAGAGCACGGAUGCACCGCAAUCACCAGUUCUGGAGGCGUCCGAGGGGGGUUCGGGUGAGCCAGCGGAGAUGAAUGGCGGCAAUUUAGCAGCUGAAGAAGCGAGUGCGCCGCCAGACGUACCAGGAGAGCAGGACAUUGUCGAUCCAUCACCUCAGCCGGAGACAACUCCUGCAGAAGCAGUAUCCGAGCCAGAAUUAGCUCCUAGUGAACCUGUUCCGGAGGUCAGCGCAGCGGAGCCUUCCAUCCCAGAAGAACCACCAUUGGUCGAGACUAUCGUAGUCGAACCCGCCAAGAAAGAGGAGCCUAGCCAAGAUGCGCCUCCGUCACCACAGCUCAGCAGAAGCAGCGGCAGCAAGCACAAAGCCGAGCAUUGGAAGAGAGAGCACAAGAAGCGUAGCUCAAGCGAUUCCAAAAAGUCAUCCGACAAGUCACGAUCGAGCAAACCAGUACGACUGCCUGACGGACUUAGGUCGACCCGGGACAGGUCGCAUCGAUCAUCGUUGAUGACAGCAGAAGAGCUCGCGGCACGCGCAAGACGCCGCGAAGAGCGUAAGGCACUCGAAAUCGCUCGCAUCCAGGAAGAAGAGCGCCGCAUUGCUGAUGAGGAGGAGCUCCGCCGUAUUCGUCACGAAGCUCGACGUGCUGCUCGCAAGGCUGCCGCAGAGGAGGCUACCAGAAUCGCCAAAGAAGAGGCCGAAGCCAUUGCACGGAAGGAAGCUGAACGACGGAGACGCCAUCGCGAGGUGCGCGAAAUUGAUCGGCCUCGACCAAGGAGGGAGAGCAAGUCUUCAUCUUCGAGCAUACCAAAGCUACUUGGCUUCUCCCUCGGCCAAUCGUCUGUCAGAACCAGCAACCAUCAUGUAAAAUCUGCUUUCAGAGUAGGAGAUGACGAAAGACCCGGUACCAGCACUUCCAGCAAGGACGUGCUGAGAGAUGAAGUGCCGAGGACUGAGUCGCCGACUCUGCCGGGUAGUGGCUCGCAUGGCAGUAGGGAGGGAGGCAGCUCGGGUCAUCAUCGAAGACAUCGACACCACCGAUCUGAAAGUGAUCGUCCAGAGCCGAGGAGGAGGGAGAGCGAGCGGCAUGAUAGUGGGCGGAGUGAUGAGAAGCGACGACGUAGGCCUGCUGCGCCAGAGCAGAAGCCGAAGUCGUUCUUGGGGAGACUGUUUGCGUGA
Fulvia fulva is the source of this 4278-nucleotide messenger RNA. RefSeq lists its product as uncharacterized. The transcript has 3 exons. The record is from RefSeq and is a predicted model, not a curated record. The coding region runs from base 1 to 4278 and encodes 1425 amino acids. NCBI's taxonomy places the organism in Eukaryota, Fungi, Ascomycota, Dothideomycetes, Mycosphaerellales, Mycosphaerellaceae.